Messenger RNA from Ostertagia ostertagi, 459 nucleotides. The record is from the annotation of a GenBank genome assembly. Lineage: Eukaryota; Metazoa; Nematoda; Chromadorea; Rhabditida; Trichostrongylidae.
AUGACAGUCAUAGCAAGGGAAAGUCAGCGUGCCGGUGAUGGCGAGGAUGGCCGCCACGACGACGACGGUGCGGUGGCGGCGGCGGCAGCGGAAGCGAAAGCUCAGAGCUCUGCAAAGAUUGAGAACGGCGAUCAUCGAAUGUUCCCACCUAUAAGAAGACAUAAGGAGGCUCAAACAAACUCUUCGCAACGCGACAUAAAUAAUCGACGAGCAUCCCUGAGUCCAGGUGACAGAAUGAUCGACCUGACCGAAGAACGUGUUGUACAAUACUUACGUGACAAUCCUUCCGUACUUGAGAAUUACGUGACAGGACCAAACGUCUCACCAGAGACUUUUCAAAAAUGGGUUCAUCGCCGGAAUAACUGGAACCACCUACGACGUGACGCCAGGAAGGUUUUCAACGGAGCCUGGGGGGUGAUCCGAGGAUUUGGAGUCCCGGAGGCGCAUCAUCCUGGAUAA